GACUAGGACACCGUACUGGGGAGCGGUCCGUGGCCUCGAACCAAACGCUGGCGAGCGUUCAGUCUUGCGUUGCGAUUCCAAUCCGAUGCUCGUCGGCUAGAGUACCGUGGUCGCGUGGAUGUCCUUCUUUACCGUUUCGUUGUCGCCAGUGCCAUUCUACUACCGUCGCCCCCGUUAUCAGGACCAUCGUUGCGCUGGUCCCGUAACGGUGCCACAGGCGACGCCAUCGCUCGCAUCGAACCAAGCUUUGAACAGGCUGUGCAGUGUCCAGUGCAAAAGGACGACGAAAUAAGGGAACACUCUAGGCCGCAGCGACCACACAGCCAAGAUACGAGCAGACGAGCGACCGAGCCAGAGACGCGAACCUCGGAAGCAAAAGCUUUCCCGUGCUGAGCAACCUGAGAGCGAGAGCGACGAGAAAAAGAGAGUAACAAAAGCGUACACAAAACAAGUGUGUGUGUGUGUGCGUUUGUGAGAGAGAGAGUGAGUGUGAGCGGGAGAUAGAGUUUGAUUGUGUUUGUGUGCAAUAAAUUCGCCUACGCUCCCUCGCCCUAACUGAAGAGCCUCUCCCAACAAGCUGACAGCGUGUCUGACAGGUUGUGGGUGAAUAGCGGUGCUAGUGUAUGUGUACGCGAGCCCAACCGUGUAUACAACAGUGUGAGCCUUGAUAGUUCGACUCCAAACGAUCGCCCUUCGGGAAAACGCGACCGGAGUCGGAAAAGUGGUGCGUGUGCCAGUGCUAGGCGGCGAGGGCGUGCAAAACAUCAGGCGCCGUCCUUCUCAACGUCGAAAGAUGAUGUUUUAUGGCUAGAGAAGUGAAAAGAGAGAGAGGGAGAGCGAGAGAAAGAGCGUGUGAGCAACAAAAAAAAGAAAUCAGUGCAUUUAUUUAUGUUAAAGAAAAAGCUCUACAUAUGUAUUUGUCGUGUGUUCUGGUGUGAGCGUGCUGUGUAGUGUGUGCAUUCAGAUCAAGCGGUUCCAACUCAGUGGGCACGCGUGCCUGUAUGUGUGUGUGUGUGUUAGUUUGUGCAUGUGUGUGUGUGUAAGUGUGUGUAAUUAAAGCAGCGAUUGAUAGUUCAAAAUCACUGGUCUGCAACACCGUUACAUCCAGAUGAUGAGUUAAGCCCGGCUCAGGAAGGGAGUCGUCUAGUUGUUUUUUCUUGUUCCACUGCUUCCGUCUGCUUUUGUGCCCUUUCUGCUGGGUGCUGCCUGGUGUGAGCACGUGCCCGUUUGCUGGACCGUGUGGGGGAGGCGGCAGAAGAGUAAGCGAACGUCCGGUUCCCGGUAGAGAAAGAGCCCGCACACUCGGCACACGCGGCUAGCUGGCGGCACCGGCUGCCAUCAACUCCAUCCCUUCCUCGAGCACCCGGGGCCAGCACCACCAAGAGCAACACGGCUUGUCCUUGAGGGGGAUGUUGUGGAUCGUAGGCAUACUACUUCCACUGGCAGCAGCAGCAGCAGCGGGUGUACUAGCGGAUGCCGAAGCAGCAGCAGCAGCACCCUCCUCACCAUCGUCCUUGAGCACCACCGAGUCAUCGCCGUCGUCGUCGCUGUUGUCCAACACCGCGCCAGCGGACACCGGUGCCUGGUGUACCGUGAUCCAGCAGCAGCCGCAGCCCCUGUACCUGCCCGUCCACCGACCACCGUCCGGUCAGCAAACCGCCCGCGCCACCCGUGCAUGCCGGUGCGACCACCAUGAGGAGCGAUAGUUCGGAACUGCUGCUCGAGCAACAGGCCGAAGAGCUACGGAAGAAGAAGCUGCUCGAGCUAGCGGCGGCGAAGAAGGCGAAAAAUGGGCCGCCGCCCAAGCGGUCGCUGCGCGAGAACGCCUCCUUCUACACGACGUCCGGGCUUGCCUUCCUGUCGGUGACGGCCGGCGCCUCCCUCCUCUUCCUGGUGCCGCUGUACGUCGAUCCGGCCAUCUCGACGCUGGUCGGCGACUUUGUCGAGCGGCCGACGAUGUGCGUGACGACGCGCCGCGAGGACAUGACCGGCCUGUUCAACUGCUCGUGGAGCUCGUGCCGGGAGGGCUGCACCUCGGACGUGUUCAAGUGCACGCACAUCUACGUGACGUUCAUAGACGAUCUGAACUUUACCUUCCCGUUCAACGCGACCCCGGCGGAGCUGUUCAACCUGACCGACAUCGAGCGGUCGGAGGAGGCGAUCCUGCUGGUCAACAUCAAGGGCUGCGGCUACCCGCCCGCGGUCAAGUGCAAAAACUUCACCGACCUGUACGGCUUCGAGGGGGCCGUCUUUCCCUGCUACUACUCGAAGCAGAACAAGACGGUCGUGAUGACGGCGUACAACCGCGAGGACCAGGUCAACACGAUCAUCCACUUCUUCGUGGUGCCGUUCAUCGUGACCGUCGUCUCGUCCGUGUUUCUCUGCAUCAUGCACUGUGAUUGUAGGUGUAAGAAGGAGCGCCGGCGGCACCGCCACCGGCAUCGUCGGCCUAGGAUAGAGAAUCUCAGUGAUUCAUCAAUAUCGACACGAGUGGACAUGCUGACACCGGCGAUCGAAGUGUACAAGCCGCCACUCUGACACAAGGACGACACCCUCGAGAGCAACCUCGGCAACCCGUCGACCAGUAGCGACCUAUGACGAGGCAUCCUUUCGUGUCCGCCACCAUCAUGCUGCGACGUUCCACACCGUUCCCUCCGAUCGCGCCAACGGCCCAUCCGCCUGCUGCUGGCCGUUCUCGCCCUACUCGCCGGAACUGUCGUCCCGCUCCCAUCAAUGCACACGCCGUGGUCGUGGCUGUUGCCGCUGGUAUUGCCGCUCGCUGGCAGCAACAGCAGCAGUGGCACUGCUUCCGGCCCCCAGUCGUACGCUUCCCGCUGCUCCUCAUUCGUAUACGAGCCCAUCGUCAUCGUCAACGUCGGUCACGAUCGCCAGCCGGCCGAAUGGUGCGGAACCACGCCAACACACGGCACUGGUGGGCAGGUUGGAUCAUAGCGUUGGCUGCAUGGCUGAAAGGUAGGUGUGGUCUGGCGGGAGUGAUCCAAUUCAACCGCAAAAGGGCAACUCGUGCGCUCGUUCGAUGGAUGGACAAGGAAUAAGAGAAACCGCCAUCGCUGGCCGAUGGUAAAGGGUAGUGAGCCGAGCUCAGCUGUACAUACCGUUUCGCAUUGAAAAACAAAAAAAAAAAAAACAAACGCACUCACAAAUAAACAUUCGGCAUCACCAUCAGUUCACAGGCGAGUCAACUGCGGUGCGUCUUGUGUUGUUUCAGUCAGUGUACGUACGAAUACCGGAGCACCAGUUUGCCAGUUUGCUCAUUCUGGCGACGUCAGAAAUGCUUCCCCAAUGUCGGGCCCCUUGCCAACCACGUGAUCGGCAGUGAAGCUGAAGGCACAGAGUAACGAUAAUAAAUAUGAGCCCGCCGCACAGCGUGGCAUGGAUAUUUCCUAACCCACCCUGCUGCACUACGGCCGGAUGGUUAGGAGUAGCGGGUUUCCUUUUACAUCCUUUUUGAUUUUGUUUUGUUGUUGAGCCUUUCGCUUGCUGAGCGAAAACGUGACCUUUUUUUUUGUUGUUUGCUCUCGUACCCCGUAUUUUCGACGGCCGAUUGACCGAUCACGAACGUCUGGUCGUGUAUCGGCGACUAGUGCAAAACCCUUCGCCUUACAUUAGGGAUCGUUUUCUUAGACAAGCACUUAGAAAAUAGAAUGAAAAAAAUAGAAGAACAAAACGUACACAUGAAAAGACCGGCUGCUGCUAGAAGCGAAGGAUGUAGUUUUGCUUCUUAGACCCACUUCAUCUACCCUCACAAUCCUGUUGAAGCCUUUCUUCUACUGCUGUUGUGUGUUUCUUUUCUCUUUUCUUCUUUGACCUGUUCGACCCAUCCUUACAGGCACGAGCUCACGUUCGUUACUCGGAUAAUUUGCAGUUCCAAAACCGCCGUUUUGCUGUGGGGCGUCCACGGACGUGCACCAUAUUGGAAGUAGCCACUUUAGAUAGGCCGAUAAGUAUUCGCAAAUGGUGCAAUUCGUGAAGACCAUAUGGCAAAUAUCAACCCAAACAGAUGGGUGAAGAAAAUGGGUGGGAAGGUGCGAGGAAGGUACUACACAGAACGGACACCCGUUUGGUCAGUUUUUGGGUAGGAGCACUGAGAAAAGGAAGCACACACUAACGGUCGAAUGCAUGUGUUUAGCGCGAAAAAGGCUUGCAAACCUGUACUUGAGAGGUUUUUUUUGGUUCUUUGUUGCUUUGCUAAAGCCAUGUUAUUUGUCCUUUUUGUUGCAGUUAGCCUGGCGUUCGCAUGCAGGAACGGGGUUGAAAAGGGUGUAAGCGUGGGAGCGAUUGUUUGGAGCUGUCGGGUCGUUCGGCAAACAACCACAACGCGAGUUAAGAGCAACCAUUUUCAGCUCGUUUCAUAAAAUCAAACGCAUCAAGCAAGGGCUUCGCACGACGUGCGAAAUUGACCAAGACACAAAGAAGUAUCGGGCGCAGCAUAGGUGGCCGUUAUAUAAUGGAUAAGCGAUCAACAUUUGUGCGUGAUAACAACACCAGUUUACACAAUAGAGACAAAAAGAGCGAGCGUACAUGGCGAGCGAGCGGUGACAAAUAGGAAUAUUACAGCAACGUAAAAGCAGCAGCAGCACACACACACAUACACGCGAUAAGGAUUAGCGAAACAAUCUCUUUAGGGUGUCAAAUUAUGCACGAAAAAUACAAAGCAAAAUGUAUGUAAAAUCUAAUGCGAAGUAGAAAUGUGAAUGCUAAACAGAACGAAAAAAUAGAAACGCUAAAAGAUAACACAAAUUACAUAACAACAAAAACGAUAAGCAAAUACUAGAAGGCGUAACGAACGUUGUGGCGUAUUUCCUUAACCAUUUUGGGGCGAGAGGCGAGUAAAACAAACCAAAAGAAAACAUCAAAAGAAACCCAGUCACGGAAGCGAGACGCCAUAGAGCGUCAUUACUAUUAAGAAAGGGCGCGUAGCGUUAAAAUAAGUAAGCAAACUAGCUAAGAAGUAGCUAUAUAGUAGCAAAAGCAACAAACCGAUAAUGUAAGUAGGUAUGGGUGUAAGUGUUUAUAACCAAUGAAUGCAUAGUGAAGAGGAAGCAGGCAAGUAAAAUGAUACAGUUACAGUCCAACUCAUACACGGCAGUUUAUUUUAUUGUUGCUUUCAUAAGAGUAAUGAAGGUGUGUUUAGAGUCUUGUUACAAUGGAAAAGGAAAGUAUAGGGCCAGAUAAAAACAAAAUCUGACGUUAGAUAAGAAAAUAUACUUUUUUUAUAAUUUGGUCUAGUCAUGUUUUUUUACGUUGCUUGAAUACUUUUUUGUUAAAACGUUACGUUGUGUUACGUUUUUCGGAAAGUGUGUUAUGCAUUACUGUUAUACUGAAUAUUCAUAAUUGUUAGUACAUUUAUUCCGAAGCAUUGAAAAUGUUGGAACGACAUUGCACUUAUAAGUGAUAAAUCUAAUUAUUGCUCAAA
Messenger RNA from Anopheles gambiae (African malaria mosquito), 5437 nucleotides. It is a transcript of the gene Teh1, whose product is annotated as protein tipE. The record is from RefSeq and is a predicted model, not a curated record. The coding region runs from base 1693 to 2538 and encodes 281 amino acids. Lineage: Eukaryota; Metazoa; Arthropoda; Insecta; Diptera; Culicidae. Gene Ontology annotation, molecular function: sodium channel regulator activity. The transcript is spliced from 3 exons. Gene Ontology annotation, biological process: regulation of sodium ion transport.